AUGGUCUUUUUUGUAGCUUCUAUUAAAUGGCAAUGCAAUCCGAAAUGUUGGAAUGGAGAAGAUACGUGUAAUACAAAAGAAGAGUGUUUUGAUAAAACAGUUAUUUGGUCAGAAUGUGUCUGUCCUAGUGGAAAUAAAUCGUGUUUGAACUAUUUUGGCGAAAGUCGUGAAGACUAUAUAUCCUGCUUACCAUCAUUGAAUGAAUCAUGUGGAUCUGAUAGCACUACUGCUUUCAGAACGUGUCAACCACCCUUUAGAUGUGACCUAUUAGAAAACCAAAACAAAUAUCAAUGUCAAUGCGAUGGAUGUGGUCGAAAUAAUACUAGUUGGUCCAAAAACAUUGUCACAGAAAGCAUUGGUGUAUUUAUAAAUUUUCUGAAAUGGGGAAUGCAAUGUGGUGGAAACGAUUAUCGAGAUGAAACACGAUAUAAAAGUGACCUCUGUGAAGGUGCACCUGGUUAUAAGACGACAACAACAACAGCAGCAACAGCAACAACAGCAGCAGCAACAACAACUAAAACAACAACAACUAAAACAACAACAACGAAAACAACUAUUGCACCAUCAGGUUUGCUGAAAUUGGAAGAAAAAUGUGGUGGAAUUAAUUAUCAAGGUAAAACAGAGUGUGAACCAACAUUUAAAUGUACAGCCAUUGGUCCAUUUUUGUCACUUUGUAAAUGUCCAAAUAGAAGUUCAUGGUGUCCAGAUGCACCUGGCUAUCCGACAACAACUACAAAGCCACCAACAACGGUUUCAUUAGCAACGACGCCAACUCCACAAGCUGCCUGCAAUUUCUGUGGAGUCUUCACCUCUUUUGCGAACGUUUGUCAAAACUGUAAUUUUACAAGAGAUCAUUGCUUACUAACCUGUACAUGUCGAACAUCAUCUUGUGUUACUCAACCGAUGUCAUUUAGCUUGAGCAGUGCUAAAAAUCAAGGAUGUCUUAUCGGCAUGCAAAACGCUAAAUCAUACAACCAGCCCAAUAUCAGCUUAUGUGCAUUAUGGAGCUCAGAUGCAACAACACUAGCCAAUGAAAAUGUGGUUGGUUUACAACCUGCUGGUAUUUAUAUCGAUACUGAAAAUACUAUAUACGUAGCUGAUCGUCAGAAUGGUCGUAUUAUGGUAUGGGAUAAAGAAUCAUCAAUUCCAACAAGAAAUAUUUCCGACAAUUUUAUCAAUCCAUGGAGUCUCUUUGUCACCACCGAUGCCACUAUCUACGUUGACAACGGUGACUUCAACAAUCGAGUGGACCAAUGGAUAUUUAAUGCAUCAAACAGUGCGCCUGUGAUGAAUGUCGGUGGUUCCUGCACAGGACUAUCUAUUGAUGGCAUUAAUAAUACACUCUAUUGUUCAUUAGCAUCUGAGCAUCUGAUUGUCAAGGUUGAACUUAACAGUAGUACAAUGGCGCCUAUCAUCGCAGUUGGUACGGGUUGUCCUGGGUCUGUAUCCGAUAUGCUUGAUCAUCCACAUGGAAUAUUUGUUGAUACUAACUCCUACUUGUAUGUUGCUGAUACUGACAAUAAUCGGAUUCAACGCUUUGCGCCAGGUCAAUUAAGUGGUACGACACUGGCAGGUUUUGGUGCCACAGUGUAUUUCAUACUUAAUAGGCCAACAGACGUCGUCCUUGAUGCCGAUGGCUAUUUGUUCAUCGUGGAAAGUCACAAUCAUCGAAUCAUACGAACGGUAGAGAAUGGAUUUAAAUGUGUUGUCGGAUGCUUCGGUGGAAGUGGGACAACGUCAAGUCAAUUGCAUAAUCCUCAGACUAUGGCUUUCGAUAGUAACGGGAAUAUAUUUGUCACGGAUAUGAGUAAUCACAGAGUUCAAAAGUUUACAUUGGUUGUUAAUACAUGUGGUAUGGGUUUUUUUGUGUUUGUAUAG
This is a messenger RNA of Rotaria socialis, 1878 nucleotides long. Lineage: Eukaryota; Metazoa; Rotifera; Eurotatoria; Philodinida; Philodinidae. The record is from the annotation of a GenBank genome assembly.